AUGGUUGGGCUAUACGACUCACUCGACGCCGUGUUUCGGGCGUUUGUCGACCAGUCUCAUGGUUUCUCGCACCAAAGCCCAACAUCAGCGGAGCUGAACGUGGUCAUACGGACAGCCUCAGUCUUCGCCCGGGUUGACCCUUUCAUUGCCUCAUGCGCCUGGAAUGCCUCUGGAAAUGAAACUCCGCAACGUUUCCAGGAGCAUGUAAAGGAGGGUUUUGCAAAGAUUGGCAAGGACGUGACAGUCUCGCAGAUACGGAACAAUGCGGAGGCUAUCGAUAAGGUUCUAGAAAUCUCUGAAGUGAUCGAGAAGAUGGUCAAAGCCAGUGAACCACCAGAGGAGAAUCUAUAUCACACGGCGGAUGAAGACUUCGCCAAGUCGAACCUGGACGCCCGGGUCGUCCUUGGGGCCAGAGUCCGCAACGGCUUGAAAAUCUUAGUCUGUGCACUAAUCCAGCAGCUACAUUGUUGUGAUAAUGGACAUUUCCUGCGGCUGAAAUUGAGUGGGUUCAUCAACGAGGUCGACGCACAGUCAAGGCUGUUCUUUGACGCUUACCUGUCUUCGCAAUACAUCUGGAAACCCCCCCGCUGGGUCCAGAGUAGGUGCAUCAUCGCAAAUGACACCAUAAAGACGCCAGAAUGUCAUGGUUGCCACAUCCUCCGUAAUGCGGAAGAGCGAAACGAAAAUUUGAGUAUUCUGCUCGAAGAGGCUCCAAUCCGACAGCGGGAAUAUGGCACACAGGAGCCGCAGAAGGUGGACUAUCUUGUAUCUCAGACUACCAAGAUUCAACUCGAGGGCUGCUCGCCCCUCUCAUCUGCGGCAGCUCCCACGAAGAGCUUAUGGGAGCUUCUCAAACAAGGUGAGGCCGGUUGCGACUCCAGCGAAAACGAAAAUUCGGAGACUUUCUUUCCUGAAGACCGAGAGAUGAUAUGCCUGAAUUUGGCGCUCUCUCUUCUCCCCCUGUCGACCACCCAUUGGAGACGGGCCAGCUGGACCUCGGAUGGCAACACUGGUGAAGGCAUAUUCUUCCUCAGAGAUCCCGCCACCCAGAAGAUCGUCGAUAAAACUCACCCGUACCUCUCUUAUCGGCUCCAUGACAGGCCGAAGUCGGAAGAUGACGACAGCCUAAUUUGUGACCCGCAGCUUCUAGACUUUGCGAAGCUCAUUAUGGAGAUCCGCAUGUGGAAAAGAUUGCCUCUCUCUCACAAAGCCGGCAAGCUGUCCAAAGAGCAGCUUCGUCUAUACCUACUCAAUUUGAUCAACGACCGUCGGCGGUUCCGGGACAAAGACGGAAUGUUCAAGAGGGCUGUCAAGGCAUGCCUUGAUGCAGCGGGAAAGGAGGCAACCCGGGAUGAGGCUAACAAAGACAGGGCCCGCAACUACGUAUUCGACAAGAUAGUCAGGCCUCUGGACAGUUACGCUGAAUUUCCCGAGUUCUCAACAUCAGAACCGACUGAUUCGCCCACUGACAAUUCAGAAGGAACUCAGGAUCCGCUUUUCGAUUGGAAGGCAGAGUAUAACACACCCGAAGACAAAUUAUUACGCGCACAGGAUUUCCUCAACAGAAUGGACCAGUUUAUUGAGAAACACAUAAGGAACCAGACGUGCGACGAACCGCUGCCAAAACAUCGAAGCCAGAAGAUCCGCAUAGCCGUUAUCGAUAGCGGCCUGUCGAAAGAUGAUCCGGUCAUUAGACAUGCUCGCGAGCAUGACAAGAUCCGGAAGUGUCGCAACUUUUCCUCGCCAGACUACGAGGACUGGGACGAUAAGCUGGGGCAUGGCACCAUAGUGACUCGCCUCCUGCUUGAUGUGGCGCCAGAAGCUGAGCUUUUCAUCGCCAAGGUUACCAUAAACGGAGAGCAAUAUAUACCCAAGAGCAAAUUGCAUUGUAUAGCCAAGGUGAGUGAUUCCGGACCAUCAGUUAUCCUGAGGCUUUCUGGUCAGCUUGUCACAAACAAUAAUGACGCAUCGUACUCGAGAGAAAAGGCCAUCAACUGGGCAGUCCAGGUCUGGAACGUCGACAUCAUCACCAUAUCCUUAGCGCUCCACGAAGAAAAUCCCGACAUCGACGAGGCGCUCAACGAGGCUCUAGACCCGUCGUACGUCGGGGCGACGAGGAAGAUUGUAUUCGCCGCGGCCGGCAAUAAUAGUGGUGGCAACGCACGGCGGUCCUGGCCCGCGAGAAAGGACGGCGUGAUCGCGGUGCACGUCACCGACGGCCUCGGAACGGCUGUGAACAUCAACCCCAGCAACGAAGGAGAUGUGUGUUUUGCGACGCUGGGGUGCGGCAUCAAGCACACGUGGUACAACGAGGACGACCAAGGAGAAGUGUAUAUCUCCGGAACGUCGUUCGCCACACCUAUCGCAGUUGGCAUCGCCGCCAACGUAAUGGAGUAUGCACGGCGUCGAGUCGACGACCUCAACGAGGAACGCAAGAAGCGACUGUACUCGGCUGGCUGCAUGAAGCAAAUAUUCAGGGCUAUGUCCGACAAGCGUGGCGACUACUACUAUGUCCAGCCCUGGACAUUCUGGAACGACAGGAUUCGUGGCGGACGGUGGAGGAACAGGGAUUUCCCAAUCAACGACCCCGACAACAUCGGUCUGGCCCUCAAGUAUAUCAUUACCGAUUACUAA
This is a messenger RNA of Rhinocladiella mackenziei CBS 650.93, 2634 nucleotides long. RefSeq lists its product as uncharacterized. Lineage: Eukaryota; Fungi; Ascomycota; Eurotiomycetes; Chaetothyriales; Herpotrichiellaceae. The coding region runs from base 1 to 2634 and encodes 877 amino acids. Gene Ontology annotation, molecular function: serine-type endopeptidase activity. The record is from RefSeq and is a predicted model, not a curated record. Gene Ontology annotation, biological process: proteolysis. The transcript has 3 exons.